Molecule: messenger RNA, 531 nt
Organism: Carassius carassius (crucian carp)
Lineage: Eukaryota; Metazoa; Chordata; Actinopteri; Cypriniformes; Cyprinidae
Gene: il26
Product: interleukin 26
Exons: 5
Coding region: 10-531 (173 amino acids)
Source: RefSeq, a predicted model, not a curated record
CGAACCAGGAUGCGGAUCGUAACCAUGCUCGCCCUCUGCACUGUCCUGUGCUGCGCUCUUGACCAGAAGCAAGAAGAGUGCUUGAACCUGCAUAUCACUCCACCUAUGAUCAAAGACAUUAUGGAGACUUCCGAACUCAUCCAGAAAUAUCUACCUAGGGACAAUGCACCCUACCACCAAAUAUUAGGAAAACUUAAAAAGUGCUCAAAGAAACUGAAUGCUCCUGACUUCAAACGCAUCCUGGAAAUCUAUGACGAACAUGUAUUCCAAAAUUUGUGGAAGAACAACACUCAUCAGCUGCCAAAACUGUUUAUGGAUUCUUUCGCAAGGCUGAAGGACAUGAUGGAGAUCUGUGAGACUAAAGGCAAACAAACGCUUUCACAAUGUGCAAGAGAGAAUCUUAAAACAAUCGAGGACAAACUUAAGAUGCUGCAGCCAAAUGGUCUCUACAAAGCACAGAGUGAGUUUCGCAGUGUUUUGGUCUGGAUCAGUAACGCCAUGGAUAAGAGCAGGACACAUGAGAUCCAUUAA